This is a messenger RNA of Frieseomelitta varia, 3232 nucleotides long. RefSeq lists its product as uncharacterized. Bases 649 to 1518 code for a protein of 289 amino acids. Lineage: Eukaryota; Metazoa; Arthropoda; Insecta; Hymenoptera; Apidae. The transcript has 2 exons. The record is from RefSeq and is a predicted model, not a curated record.
GCCAAGUGCAAGAAUGACUGUGAAGAAAACAACUGGAGAUUAGUCUACAUCACAUUCUGAUGUGUAUACAACAUAAGCACGAGUCAGCCCCACUCAUGCGGAACGCUCGGCAAGUCCGGUUCACCAUUGGCGGCCGAACGUAACCGAGGAAAGACGACCCGUAACACGACCAUGGGAACUGGAUUCCGUACGAAUAAUCUGAGCUUGCGCGGUGCUUUCGAAAGGCGCGUCCUGGCUCGGUCGUCUGACUACGGUCGAGCUUUUACUCGUCGACGAGCUCUCGUGCUGGAGCGUGCGCGUCUCUCUCGUUGUAGCGGGACAAGGAGAGAAGAAGGAAGGAGAGAGCGGUGGUCUCGUUCGCGUUCGGCCGGGUCACCACGUAUCAAUCCCACAAGUAGCAGAGACGCUACAUCCAGAAAGACUAGACACAGAGUCGUCCCGCACGCGAAAAUGUAACGAUCUCAGUAGUGGGGCCGGUUGUCUGGAAAAUUGGUUUAGACAAAAGGGGAGAAAGAGGUGAUAUUCCUUUCCCCCGUGUCGCUGCUCGCGAGUGAAGCAUCUUGAAGAGAAGGGGAUCCAUGGCGUGAGGCAUCAGUUGGUUCAUUCAAUUAUUUCUGCACGAAAGUCUGAAGCUCGAGAUAAAUCAGGAUGCACGCGGUUGGAUUGCACUCGGCGCUGGCCAUCAAGCGUCAGAGAAAACGCCGGGACGAGCAGCGUCGUGCCCGCGAGCGUCGUUAUAGCGUGCAAUCGGGCGAGAGCGGCCUGACGUCGCCGAGGGCUUCGACCGGUUCCUUGGACCAUCAACCGAGGCAUCAUAAAGCCGGGCAUUCGAGCCGCUCGGCCGGCCAGGGUAUGUUGGACUCGAAGGUGGUCACGUCGGUGGGGAUGCUUCACAUCGGCGUGGUCUUCCUAGUGUUCGGCGCGUUCCUUCUGAUGAGCGGCCUUCUGCCCGGGGAUCUCGCCCAGUGGGGCACCAAAGCGUCCGGCGGAUGGUGGAACGAGCUGGUCGCCAUAGGUUUGUUCGCCAUCAUUGUCGGCAUGUUCCUCAUCAUAUUGAACAAGGUGAUCGCGAAGAAGGAGGAGAACGAUCUCGAGGAGUACGUGCAGAGGCAGCUGACCAGAUCCAGGUCCGGGCACAGGCUGGAGAGAGACGCGGAGACCGGCGGACUGACGACGAAACACGCUCGGAGGGCGAGGCAGAUGCAGCAGGUGGCUUCCAGCGCGUCCAUAGAGACGCAGAACGAGAAAGUGUCCGGCUCGCCGCCUAGAAGCCCGCCGCCUGCUUACUCGCCGCCGCCGACCAUGAACGGCGAUCACCAAGCCGUUCAAUCCGCCCUCUAUCUCGAACAGAUCACCGAAGAGGAGAUUAUCAGCGACCGCGUGGAAACGUCCACUACCAACAGCCUGAGCCCCGGCUCCCCGAGCGAGACCAGGGAACUCCUGCAGAAUCCUCGCUACUCGAAGCAGAACGGGAACCCUCAGCAGGUUCAUCGGCCGCUUUACGUGUCUAGGAUCUAGAUAACCGAGGGUUGUUCGAAGCCCGUUCUCGCUUGAUCGUUUGGAACGAUCGCUUUAUCGGGGAUCUCGCGGUGUAUUUAGUAUAUCGGGAACAAACUCGCGAGAGUCUGAAAGGAGGGAGAGUCACGGUGGCGACAAUGAUGAAAGGCGAUGGCAUGCGUGUUUCUUUUUCUUUCGAUUAUUUGAUCACGCGGAAGCUUCGAGCGUGUUUCGAUCGAGUGAGCAACACCUUGAGAGACAACGUAGGUUAAUAUUAAUGACGGAGGGAAGUGAUCCAGGAAAGAAAGAUGGAAUCGUUUGGUCGAGAGGUUUGAUUGGAUUUAACGAAACGUACGAGCCAAUCCGUUUACUUCGAGAUGUCAUUUCAUCGAUCUCUCGUAGCAGUUGUUCUUAAUCUUAAACGUCUCAUUGUCUCUUACAUCUGAUUCAACUUCCUCUUGUAAAUUACCAAAUAACGAGGGAUAUUCUUCCAAAAGGAGAAGAAAAAAGAAACAGAAAAAAGAAGAAAGCUGAUCGUUAAACGUUCGUAGAAACUUGAUCAGUGGGACCAAGGUUUCGCGCUCGAUCCACCUGAAACGAAACGAAACGAAACGAAACGAAACGAAACGCAACGCUGUCACGUAACAAGGGACAGCCAAAACACGAAUUCAUCAACAAAAUUUCUUGAUUGAUCGUCGAACAAUUCCUGAUAAACGAACUCUUGCACACGUUGAACCGAGAAGGUGAAGGAGGAGGAGGUGGAGGAGGAGGAGGAGAAAGGGCAAUCGAGCGUAAAACAAGCAACUAAUCGAAAACGUUUGAAUCGAGGUGCAAGCCAACGAAACUGUGCAAUCUACAUAGUCGAAAAUGCAAUUUCCCUUACGCUAAUUUCGAUCCGAUCCGAGCCGAGCUGCGCCCCUAUCUCCUUGAAAGUUUCGUAUUCUCGAGGAAUCGAGUUUCACACGGCGCAUUCACCGAGCGAUCCGCCCGGGCGUCGAACGCAAUUCUACUCCGAGCAAUUUCCUGUCGGGAAGUCCAAUGGGAACCGAUAUCGGGCCGUGUACAAGGGGCAAACCCCUGUCUCUUUGUGUACGAUCCGAUCGUUACAGGGAAAGGGAGAUUUAACAAGAUACAAAGAAAAGGAGAGAGAGAGAGAGAGAGAGAGAGAGAAAGAAAGAAGGGGAGGAAGAAACCCUUUCGAGGUAGUGAACGCUCGGUAGGAAAUCAAUUUCCUCGACGAAUUACAACGGUGGUGAGAUCGUUAUUCGUGACAUUGUCGCUGCCUGGGGAACCUGAUCGAGAUCUCGAUAGUUUCAGUUCGGACUGUGAGCCGAGAGUGAGCAAAGUCUCUCGCGACGGACGCGUGUAUAAUUUUUCAAAUAUAUUUCAAGUAUUGUAAGCGUGUACGAUUUUUAAGUUGGUAGUUUAACCUUGCUGCGUUCUUCCUGUCAUUUGUAUUUUUCUAAAAUUUGAAACGUCGAUUCCGAGGUCGGGGCGAGAGAAAUUGUUAUGCGGUGUAUGUGCGUGAUUGAAUAUUUUUUUAUUUGGAGAAUGUACAAGAAGAGGAAGCAGUGUAUAAAUUCGAGAAUCGCAGCAGGGUUAAGAGCGUAAUUUUUGCGUGAUACGAUUCGUUAGAGUUAAUUGCGUGAUCAAUGUGUUAACUUCUUGAGGGAUACUGACACACACACGUAUUUUUCUAAUUAGCUCUGUUUUUUAUUUUAUUUAAAUCUCGUCU